CGAUUUGAGCGUGAUUUGAACAUCUCAGCCCAAUAACUUGUCGUCAAAUGCGGUAACGUACGCAUAUCGCGCAAGGAAGGAUGUACGUCCAAAACGAUGACAAUUUCGAUAUGGGGUCCGAGAGUUCGAGCUCUUCGCUGCAUGAAAUUCCGAUGGAGAUGGACUUGACAGCUUCCGGACCACCAAUUUCUGACGAUGAGACGGACCUCGAAACAAGAGACAGGAAAUACAUAAUUUAUGCGAAACGAAUACUGCCCCAUGUCGGACUGGUCUGCUUAUUAUUUGCGUAUCUCCUUAUAGGUGCUACUAUUUUCCAUGCUAUUGAAGGUCCCAAUGAGCUUGUGCAGCGAGAUUACGAGCUUCGUACAAUCUUCGGUUUGCGGGACGACUUCCAGGAUCAUAUAUGGAAUAUAACACAGGAUGUUGAUAACAGAAUUUCUCGCGAAGCGUUCAAUUCGAUAAACCAAGAGUAUUUCGAGCAACUAGUUAGGAAUAUCUUCGUAUCGUAUAGGAAUCAAUUUAUUAAUGAGAAUCAUUUGAUGAAUCGAACUAGAGGCGGGGGACUGCUCUGGACUUUCCCCAAUAGUAUUUUCUUCGCAACCACCGUAAUUACGACUAUCGGUUAUGGCAACUUGGUUCCCACGACCACGUCAGGAAGAGUAGCAUGUAUUAUUUUCGCAUUAUUUGGGAUUCCCUUACUGCUGGUAACCAUUGCCGACAUAGGAAAAUUCUUGUCCGAGUUCCUCAGUUUUCUGUACAAAUCCUAUAGAGCAUUCAAGCGCAAGAUCCGGAAACAAUCGCGACGUAUUUCUCUUCAUUAUCGCUCAACUUCACAAUCACAUAACAGCGACACUGGAUCAUCCAAGGCUGGCUCCUUAAAUUUGCACGAAAUGGACAGUGAUUCAGAAUCCUCAAUGGAAGACGAGCUACGAAUACCGGUGUUUAUGGUGCUUUUUGUACUUUUAGCCUAUACUGCUAUAGGUGGCUUUCUUUUCCAGUCCUGGGAAGGUCUGCAGUACUUUGAAGCUUUUUACUUUUGUUUCAUUACGAUGGCAACUGUGGGAUUCGGUGAUAUUGUACCUACAGAGCAAGUUUAUAUGUUUUUCACUAUGGCCUACAUUAUUUUUGGAUUAUCUUUAGCUACAAUGUGUAUUGACUUAGCGGGUACAGAAUAUAUACGAAAAAUCCAUUAUCUUGGUAGUAAAAUGGAAGAUGCAAAAGGCGCAGUAAUCUCGGGUCUCCAAGUUGGUGAGCAUCUUCUCAAACACACUGGAAUCGAGGUGAUGAAAACUGCAGGAGGAAAGUUGGUCCAAGUUCGAGGAGCCGUGCUGAACUCAAAGCAGGCUCGUGAACUUGGUGUCGAAUACAUUUUGGCUGAUCUGCAAUAUCAGCAAAAGAAUAUCCUCUACGAACCUUUGAGUCCAACAGUAGCUAAACUGGUAAAGGAAAGUAAUAUCAAGAUACUGCCAGAUGACAUAACUGAGAAGGACGGAUAUAUUGUGCAAAACAAAAGCUAUGACAAGCCAGCACUUGCCAAAAAAGGAUAUGUUCGUGUCAGUGGGAAUAUUAUUCAUAGGGUUGUGGUGCCUAACAAAAGAGGACCACCACUUAUAAUUCCAUGCCUUGUGUACAAAGAGACGGAUAUUUGAAGUGUAUAAGACUAUUAAUAAAAACUUCUC
This is a messenger RNA of Cylicocyclus nassatus, 1679 nucleotides long. The record is from the annotation of a GenBank genome assembly. Lineage: Eukaryota; Metazoa; Nematoda; Chromadorea; Rhabditida; Strongylidae.